Molecule: messenger RNA, 6882 nt
Organism: Mugil cephalus (flathead mullet)
Lineage: Eukaryota; Metazoa; Chordata; Actinopteri; Mugiliformes; Mugilidae
Gene: mrtfba
Product: myocardin related transcription factor Ba
Exons: 17
Coding region: 485-3739 (1084 amino acids)
Biological process (GO): smooth muscle cell differentiation
Source: RefSeq, a predicted model, not a curated record
CGUUCAUGUGUGCUGUCUGUGUAUCACAAACCCGUGGUCCAGUCCACGAACACUGCUCCAACCAUGCUGCUGACCAGUGGACAGGACAGGGCAGAGCUCUGACCACGCCCCCUAAUGCUUCCUGCCCGACGACGUCAUUACGUCACUCUGCAUCCGAAGCUAGACCAGUCGCAGCCAUUUUACUCGGCGAAAUAAACUUCAAUCUCAGAGCCAGACGGCAUAACUACACACUUAAGACAGUUCCGUUGACAUUAAUGGAUAUCCUGUUGUGAACCGCGGCUCGAGUGGAUUUGGGGUUUCAAGGUUUCGCAUUUCGGUUCGACUCGAUGGCUACGCUCAACUCUUGACCAGCCCAGACGUCUUUUUCUCCCGUCCCAUGCUGUCUUCUGCUACUUCAGGCAGCGGGGAGACAUAACAUAAAGGGACGGUGACCCAUAGCCCUCUUGCUUGCCUUGGACCCUCCUCAAUCCCCUGCUGAGGCAAGAUGGAGACGCAGGCCUCCCAGGGGCAGCUAGGAGCAGAGGGGGAUUGUGGGAUGUCAAAUCUACUGGUGCCCAGUCCCCAGAGCGAGGCGGUGACCCACGAGCUGGAGGAGCUGUCGCUGCAGCCCACUCAGAGCCUGCCUCCGCUCAAUGAACGCAAGAAUGUUCUGCAGUUGAGGCUUCAGCAAAGGAGAACCAGGGAGCAGCUGGUGGACCAGGGCAUCAUGCCACCUCUGAAGAGUCCAGCAGCUUUCCACGGGCAGAUUCGCAGCUUGGAGAGAGCCAGGACUGAGAAUUUCCUCAAGCACAAGAUCCGCAGUCGUCCAGAGCGAGCAGAGCUGGUCAGGAUGCACAUCCUGCAAGAGACCGGAGCGGAGCCCUCGCUGCAGGCCACUCAGAUGAGGCUGAAGAGGGCCCGGCUGGCAGACAACCUCAACGAGAAGAUCGCCCAGAGGCCGGGCCCCAUGGAGCUGGUGGAGAAAAACAUCCUGCCGGUGGAUUCUAACCUUAAACAGGCCAUCAUCGUGGGCCAGGUGAAUUAUCCCAAGGUUCUGGACGAAGACAGCAGCGACGCUCUGUCCCCGGAGCAGCCAGCCAGCCAGGAGUCUCAGAGCUCUGUCCCUUCACCGGGGGAGGUCAAAGUGCCGGAGACGCCCUCUCCAGCCCCGGUUCCUGUCCAGAGCACCAUUCUCCAGCCCCCCCCAGCAACAGACUUUAUGAAAGUGAUCUCCACCAAUGAGCAGCCUGCCAGCCGCCCAGCUGUCCCCCCAGCUCAGCCAGUCACUACAGCUGCUGUCCCAAAACCAGGCCCAACGCUGGUGAAACAAAGCCAGCAGAAGACUCCCUCGGAGAAGAGUCGCAGCAAGAAGGGCAAAGAGCCAAAGUCAAGGGUGAAGAAGCUCAAAUACCACCAGUACGUUCCCCCGGACCAGAAGCAGGAAGCCAGCGAAGCGCCCAUGGACUCCUCGUACGCGCGACUACUGCAGCAGCAGCAGCUGUUUCUCCAGCUGCAGAUCCUCAGCCAGCAGCAGCAGCACUACAACUACCAGACUAUAUUACCGGCACCACUCAAACCCGUAGCGGAGGGUCAGAGCAACAGCGCCGGCGCUCUGCCAACCUCCAUAAUGGUGUCUUUACCCACCGCGCCUCCUCCUCCUCCCCUGCCUCCCACGUCUGCCCGGCCCAACAACUCGCUGUCCAGCAGAAAACCGGGAGUCCUGCCCGCCAACCUGGAGGAGAUGAAGGUGGCUGAGCUAAAGCUGGAGCUGAAGCUGCGUGGCCUCCCUGUGUCGGGAACGAAGACCGAUCUGAUAGAAAGACUGAAGCCUUUCCAGGACAACCCCUGCACCUCCGCUCCUCCUGCCAUUCCUGCUCCCGCGACCACCACCCUCUCCUCCAUCCCCAUGGAGGUCACCAGCGCUCCCGCGCCUGCCAUAGUCUUUCCAGUCCAGCAGAUGGCUCCAGAGAACAUGAGGUCCACACCGCCGCCGCCGGUCUCGCCUCUUCCCAACGAUCCCUCCGCCCUCCAGCAGGACGUGGGCAUGUCCGACGCUCCACCCGAAAUGCAAAUGGUGGGCUCCGGCUUGGCCGGCCCGCGGUCCUCGCCUCUGUCCACGUUUCAAGCCCCGGAGGAAAAAGACAGAAGGCUCCAUGAGAAGGAGCGGCAGAUAGAAGAGCUGAUGAGGAAGCUGGAGCAGGAGCAGAAGUUGGUGGAGGAGCUGAAGAUGCAGCUAGAGGUGGAGAAGAGAGGUCAAGGCGGCAGCGACUCAGCCUCUCUGUCUCCACAACUCACUUCUCUACCUGCCCUGAACGCUGUCCCUACUGUCCUCAACUCGAACGUGGUAAAAAUGGAGGGCGCAGUCCUGUCAAACUGCUCAUCCACCAACUCAAUCCUGGGUUCCCAGGCGCUCGCGGCCCCGCUGCCAACGGUGGUGAAGCUGGAGGACGUGACUGUUUCUUCCGGGAAUCCGCUCCAGCUCCAGACGCAAACCCAGCUCAUCACCCAGAUCCAGCCCCAAGUGACCACCAGCCCACAGCUCAUCCCCCAGUCCCAGAAAAGUCCCAAGGUCCAGGCCCAGCCGCCGCCCCAGGCUUCGCCCUCCGGCCUGCAGCAGUUCUUCAUCAGCCAUUCAGGCGGAGUGUCCCAAGUGCUGGGUCAGCCUCAGACCUUGUUAACAGCAUCCGGGCAACCUCAGACUCUGCUGACCACUACGGGCCAGGCUGGUACCCAGAUCCUGCUCCCAGUCUCACUACCUAACAACGCUACUGCCAUCCAGCUGCCAAGCACCACUGUCAGCCUGCAGCCCGUCCUCCAGGCCACAGUCUCAAACCCAGGCCUGGUCCAGGCUCCAGUCCCUCAGCUGCAGACCACUAAGAUGGAGAUGGCACCCAGCCAGCAGCAGCAGCCGCUGCUACAGACUCUGACUAUGUGCGGUAACGCUUCUGGUUUGGAGAACCAGACGAGAGCCGAGAUGAGUUUCCUCAGAAACUCCCCAGACAACAGGGUCUCUCCACGGGCUUCACCCAACCACCACAUCUCCAACGGACCAAUCAAUAAGUCCCCUUCUCCCCAGCCCACCUUCAUCCUCCAGCCCACCUCCCUAGUUACUCAGCCUCCCAAGACGAGGGAACCUCCCCGCUACGAGGAGGCCGUCAAACAGAGCCGCAACCUGCACAUCAACAAUGUUUCACAGGGUCCCACAGCAACCAGCCAGCAAAUGGACGACUUGUUCGACAUCCUCAUAGAGAGCGGAGAAAUGACUCCGUUCAUCCAGCAGGACCCUCCGGUGUCCCUCACCGCGACCCUCCCCGUCACAGCCAGCAUCACCACCCUCCCGGUCAACACCGUCCUCUCCCGGCCGCCUCCGCAGGUCCAGGUGGCCCCUCCCCCGACGCUGAGCCCCCUCGCCAACCCCAGCCUCUCCUCCCUGGCCACGGACAACCAGCUGGAGGCCUUCCUGGAGGUGACGCUGGCGGAGACGUCGACGGACCCGCGCACGCGGGGCCUGAUGGAGGAGCUCCAGGCCCAGCUGAUGGACCAGCAGCCGUACUCGCCCAUGGACACGUCGGACCUGUCGUUCUGCGACUCCUCCUCGCCCCCUUCCUCCCUCAACAUGGGCCUGUCCGACCCGACCCUGGACAACAUGGAGUGGCUGGACCUCACCAUGCCCCCGGGUCCCGCCGGAGCGCUCACGCCGCUGGGGAUCCCCACGGACUUCCUGGAUUCUCCCGCGGACCUGCAGCUGCACUGGGACUGAGGGAGGGUGGGAUGGGGAUUGUUAAAGGAGCGUCGGUUGAGCCAGGAGAUGGACAAGAGAUGGAUGGAUGAAGAGGAGAAGAAAGGGGCUGACGCCUGUAGAGAAGCCAAAACCGAGAGGAGAAAACACGGCAUCUCUGUGCCACAUCACUGUCACCAGUGCAUCCAUCCGUAACCAUCUGUAAUAUUCCCACUAUUCUACAGGAAGUACACUGAUCAAGGUGGAGAUGAAGGAAGAGUUUGCACAGCUUUAAAAGAGGGAUUAUCAUACCUGAAGGUGAUACUUGUAGCGUUUGUGUGAAGGGAUUUUAAACAGAGGACUUUUUUAACGAUCACUUACAGAGCCAAGGAGACCGAGCCAAAUGAAGACGGUUUGUAAAUACACUAAAAGAACUUCUCUCUGCCACGGAGCUGAGUCGUAUAGAGGGCUGAGCGUUUCUCUGCUUGACUUCCAAUGAAAACAGUUUUACUGUGUCAGCACAGUAGCUAGACGUGUAUAUAUUACUGAAGGCGAAAGCCUCGGUUCCACUGAAGCACAUUGUGCCAUACUAGGUCACAAAAGCCGGUGGUUCAGACCACAGAUGAAAUCUAGUCGUAUUUAUCAUCUUAAGGGACGUUUGAUUCUCAUUAAAGGGGCUUAUCCUUCCUUUAGGAUGCCUCAGAUACUGACCACUUCACCUGGGAAAGCUUGGACUCAACCAGGAUCCGGACGCUUUAAAUCAAGUCAGUCGACAAGCCAAGUUGGAAAGGGAUUCCUAGAAGAGGGGAGGUCCAGCCUCCGUUCACACUGGUCCGGCCUGCUACACACCGCGGACGACACGUCGGCCGACUGACGGUGGGGCUGCUUUCCCCCCGUCUCAUCGCGGCUCCUCCGGGCCGGCCCGAUCAAAACGGCGACCGGGGAAAGAUCUGGCGAUGAGAGGAGGGAGCUCCUCCGUCAGCGUGAGAGCUAUGCACUAAAGAGGCAGAGACCCGGCGACGCCACCCACUCACCUCAGAACAAGGAAAUGUGAACGCUGCGCGUCCGACGCCGUCGGCUGCGUUCGGCUCAGAGAUCGGGUCGCGGUGCAUCAGUUGUCCAAGUCUCUUAUUUUGAAUGUACUUUUAAAAAAUAUCUACAAAAAAAAAAAACAGGACUUAAACAGUUGGCAGCUUUUUUUUCCUUCUGAUAAGCAAACUGACGUAAAACAGAGGAAAGGGAACAAAUAUUGGUUUGCGAGACACGCGUGUGUAAUAUGUGUUAAUGAACUUAUACUGAGCUAUGAUGAUGUCUUUGAUGAGCUUUAUAUCUAGCUGUCCUACUGCACUUCGUCUCUGUGUGUGUGUGUGUGUGUGUGUGUGUGUGUGUGUCUGUGUGUGUGUGACGCUGGGGAACGACUGCAUCGGUAGCUGACACGUAUCCUGCAGCUGAUGAGUUAGUUCGCUUCACCAGACCGUUAUCAAGUGACCUCAGCGUGGAGGAAUCUCCAGGAGUCAAAUCUGGUCGGUGAAAUAGUCAAACUGCAUCCGCCGCUGUGGCCUGCAGACAAAGUUACCUUCCUGACCGUGUGUGUGCAUGUCUGUGUGUGUGUGUGUGUGUGUGUGUGUGUGUGUGUGGAUUCGUCUUCCUGUCUCUUGCAUGUGCGUCCGUGUCUCCGUGUGCAUGCAUGGUUGUAUUUAAUCUCCUCCUCAGCCCUGAAGAAAUCAGAUCAAAUCAUCCACCUGACAUAUUCCGAGUUGCAUUAAUAACGGCUGCUGAUGACUGUUUUUAUUUUUUAAAGUCUGCGUCGAUGUCCUCCAGUCAGCAACGUGGACGCACACACACACAAACACACGUUUAGUGUGACUCGCAGCGAGGAGUCGGUGUAGAGGGCUGUUUGUUUUUAAUCAAUCGCGUCAUAUUCCACUGGUGUAGCAUCUCAGCCUAUUUAUUCUUUUGGGAUGGAUACAGUGUAACUAUAGGGCACUUUAAAACAAGACCGCUUUUUAAUUCUCCUCUUUUUUUCCUUCAUAUAUAUAUAUAUUUUUUAGUCACUUUUAACCGCCUGUUAUUUCGUCCUUGGGCACUAGAGGCCUUUGCCUCUCCUCUGUUGUGGCACAUUUUUUAACAUCGACAACUGUUGAACUUCAGGGUCGUUUGUAAGGGGUAAAAAAAAAACUGAAGGGAGGCGGUUUGAUGCAUUUUAAAGUAAUGUAUUUUCUGCCUGUACUGAGCCCUUUAUGUCAGCGCUGGCUGCGUUUACAAAGACAAUGCUGUUCAGUGUCAUUCAGAUCAUUCUCAACAGAGAUUCUACCUUGUAACAUCAACGCACAACAUUUGGCUGGUGGUCAUAAUGUUGUGGCUGAUUGGUGUGGAGUACAGCUCAGAGGAAUGCCAGCGUCCACGUAAACGCAGCCAGUGUCUUGCCAGAGAAGCACGACUCUCUUACCGCUGCAGCUUAUCACCUGGUCAGGCCAAGACGCGUGGAUGCCAAAUACUGCACUCGCCUCCUUCUGGGGUUUGUAGUAUUUAGUGUUUCUGUAGUUUUCUAUAAACGCUCACCUUUAGUUCUCAGCCGCGGGGACCUCAUCGCGCCUGCCUCCAGGUCGUGUUCCUUCCAUUUUCCACACCUUAAAUCUACGACGAACAGUGGAAGUCACCAGCUGACUCGUGUAUCUUAGCAGACGACGCGUCGGUCACAAGGCUGUUUGUUAUGUUUGAUAUUGUGUCGCCAAAAAAAAAACAAAAAAAAAAAGGAACUUAUUAUCACGUUUUGUUUUUUAUAUUUAUCGCUUUUUUUUAGGGUUAAAAGUAAAAGAAGUGAAAAGUUUUGUGAAUUCUGUAAAAGAAUCCUUCAUGUGUAUAUUUUUUGGUGCAUCUUUUUUGUUGUUGUUGUUGUUUUUAGUUUGUGUUUUUUUUAUACUUCACCACCUCUUGGCUGCACAUAUGUAUGUGAUUUUAAUGCUCGGUGUGACACCGCUCACAGUUGGCCAUCGUGCUCGCUGACCGGGCAGACGAGGACAGCGGAAAGCAAUAAUGGCUGCUCUCCUUCGAUGUACUGUACUGUAUGUCAGAUCCUGCCUUGAUUUAACUCAUGUGGGAGCCUUUACUACCGAGUGACACAGCUCUAAAGCACUUCUACCGGAGAGGAGUAGGGCCACCGUAAUACAAAAAAAAAAAAAGAA